Molecule: messenger RNA, 312 nt
Organism: Gymnogyps californianus (California condor)
Lineage: Eukaryota; Metazoa; Chordata; Aves; Accipitriformes; Cathartidae
Product: C-C motif chemokine 4 homolog
Exons: 3
Coding region: 1-273 (90 amino acids)
Biological process (GO): neutrophil chemotaxis; positive regulation of GTPase activity; cellular response to interleukin-1
Cellular component (GO): extracellular region
Molecular function (GO): CCR chemokine receptor binding; chemokine activity
Source: RefSeq, a predicted model, not a curated record
AUGAAGGUCUCUGUGGCUGCCCUCGCUGUUCUCAUUGCCGCCUUCUGCUACCAGACCUCCGCUGCGCCACUUGGCUCCGACCCACCGACCUCCUGCUGCUUCAGCUACACCUCCCGGCAGCUGCCCCGCAGCUUCGUGGUGGAGUACUAUGAGACCAACAGCCAGUGCUCCCAGCCGGCCGUCGUAUUUGUCACGAAGAAGGGCCGCGAAGUCUGCGCCAACCCCGAGCAGGACUGGGUCCAGCAGUACAUGAAUGACCUGGAGCUGAACUGAGGUCCCGGGACAGACCCUACUGCCCUGUGUCCCCCGGCU